Molecule: messenger RNA, 2451 nt
Organism: Cololabis saira (Pacific saury)
Lineage: Eukaryota; Metazoa; Chordata; Actinopteri; Beloniformes; Belonidae
Product: protocadherin alpha-7-like
Exons: 1
Coding region: 52-2451 (799 amino acids)
Biological process (GO): homophilic cell-cell adhesion
Cellular component (GO): plasma membrane
Molecular function (GO): calcium ion binding
Source: RefSeq, a predicted model, not a curated record
CAGUUGGAAGAGCCGAAUUCCUCUAAGGACACGUCCUUGUUGAGGGUCAGGAUGAAUCUACCGGGAAGAUCGACAUCUUUGUGGAUAAUCUUCGUCUUUCUGUUGCUGGAUUGUUGUUGGGAAACGGUUUCGGGACAGCUCUCCUACUCCGUUGCAGAGGAGGUGAAUCUGGGGACCGUUGUUGGAAAUAUUGCAAAAGAUCUUGGCAUCAGUGUGCAGGAUUUGGAGUCCCGCAUGUUCCAGAUUGUUUCUGGAUCAAGGAGGAAAUAUUUCGAGGUAAAUCUAAAGACUGGUGUCCUCUACGUAAACGAGAGAAUAGAUCGAGAAGAACUCUGCGGCGAUGAAGCUAAAUGUUCACUUAGUUUAGAAGCUGUCAUCAAUAAUCCACUGAAACUGCACCGCAUUGAAAUUACAAUAUUAGAUGUAAAUGAUGUUUCUCCGUCAUUUCCAAGCACGUUACGGUCGAUAGACCUUAGUGAAAACACAGCGGUAGGGGUACGAUUUCCUAUGGAUCCUGCUGACGACGCAGACGUUGGUAAAAAUACUGUACAUACAUAUAAGCUUAGUCAAAAUGAAUAUUUCUCCCUCAAUACACAUAAAGGAGACACAGCAACUCUCGAACUAGUGCUUCGGAAGGUUUUAGAUCGAGAAAAGCAAUCGCUGAUUGAACUCACACUGACUGCUAUUGAUGGAGGAACACCUGCUAAGUCGGGCACCAUGUCCAUCGUGGUAAAUGUGUUGGAUAUUAAUGACAAUGCUCCUGUAUUCAGUCAAACUCUGUACAAAGCCAAAGUGCAUGAGAAUGUUAAGUUGGGCACAUCUAUAAUACAAUUAAAUGCUACAGAUUUAGAUGCUGAUCUAAAUGGACAGGUGUUUUAUUCAUUCAGUAAAGUAGGGCGAGGAAAACUGACAGACAUAUUUGAUAUUGAUGAAAAAACUGGCACCGUGACAAAUAAAAAUAACAUUGAUUUUGAAGAGAAUGGUGCUUUCGAGAUUCAAGUGGAAGCUAAUGAUGGAGCUUACCCCCCUCUCACCUCUCAUGCCAAAUUAUUAAUUGAAGUUGUAGAUGUUAAUGACAAUGAACCUGAAAUAUCUGUUACAUCGCUGUUAAACUCUGUAAAAGAGGACGCGUCCAUGGGCACCGCAAUAGCUCUUGUUUCGGUGUUCGAUAGAGAUAGCGGUAAGAAUGGGAUGGUGAGCUGUAAAGUUUCCAGUGAUAUGCCUUUUAAACUGGAUUUAAAUUAUAAAAAUUAUUAUUCAUUAAUUCUGGACGGCCCUCUUGACCGAGAGACUUCACCUGAAUAUAAUAUAACCAUCACAGCUACAGAUGAGGGCAGCCCGCCUCUCUCCAACACCAGCGUCAUUCAUGUACACGUAUCUGAUGUAAACGAUAACAAACCUCAUUUCACAGAAGAAACAGUCAAUGUUUUUAUCAAGGAAAACAGUCCAAUAGGAGAAGUUUUGAAAACAGUAUCAGCGGUAGAUGCAGAUAUUGAGAAAAAUGGACACGUCACGUAUUCUCUUUUACACAUUAGCAGUAAUUCAUUACCACUUUCUGCAAUGGUAAAUAUCAACUCAGAGACUGGAGAUAUAGUUAGUCUUCAAUCUUUUAAUUAUGAAGAGUUAAAAACGUUCCAGUUUAAAGUUCAGGCCACAGAUUCUGGUGUUCCUCCUCUCAAGAGCAACGUGACUGUGAACGUUUUUAUUCUGGAUGAAAAUGACAACAAUCCCACGAUUCUGGCUCAAAAUUCGGAGCAUGGAUCUGUUAAUAGUGAGACCAUCCCCUACACUGUUGAAGCAGGAUACUUUGUUGCAAAGAUCAGGGCUGUGGACGCGGACUCUGGAUACAAUGCUCUUCUUUCCUACCAUCUCUCUGAGCCUAAAGGAGAUAAUCUAUUCAGGAUCGGAACCAGCACCGGAGAAAUCAGGACUAAAAGAAGAAUGAGUGACAAUGACCUGAAAACACACCCUUUGGUGGUUUUGGUUUCUGAUAAUGGAGACCCUUCUCUGUCAACUACUGUGUCUAUUGAUGUCAUGGUGGUUGAAAACACCGCUGAAAUCCAGACUCGGUUCAGACAUGUGCCUAUAAAAGAGGACAACUUCUCAGAUUUGAACCUGUAUCUGCUGAUCGCCAUUGUGUCGGUGUCAGUGAUCUUCCUGCUGAGUCUCAUUAGUUUAAUAGCUGUCAGAUGUCACAAAACCGACAGUGGAUUCAGCAGGUACAGUCCCCCGAUGAUCACCACCAACCCUGAUGGGAGCUGGUCUUAUUCUAAAGCUACUCAGCAGUAUGACGUGUGUUUUAGUUCGGACACACUGAAGAGUGAUGUGGUGGUGUUUCCUGGCCCGUUUCCACCUGUAGAUGGAGAACUGAUCAGUAUUAAUGGAGGAGACACAUUUACCAGAACUCAGACCUUACCGAGCCAAGAAAAGGUAAGACUUUAUUGCUGUUGA